AUGGACCGACCAGGAUUAGGGUCUGUGGCGAGGGCAAGAGAGCGUGCGGCCGCAGGCCUCCCAAGAGAAGCCAUUCCGCCAGGAGAACCUCAAAUGGCCCGACCAUCGGCUCCCCGUCAACAACCGGCCGGGUCAAGGACUGGGAUACCGAGAGACGCACGCCCACAUGCGCCCUUCCCGUUGCAAACAAGAGAUGGACAAAUUGGGGUUCCAAUUUCGAAGCCGACACCAGCGCCACAAUGGCCGUUGCCAGAGUCCAUCAUAACGCCCAUUGAGUCCGAUGGUGAGCCAUUUCAAUCUCCAGGGCGCGGGCCGCCGCCCCAGCGACCUCCACGACCAAGCCAGGUUCCUUCUAUCUUGGACGCUUCCAGGGUACAGGACCAUACACCGGUGUUCCCGUAUCGGCCGCGGUCUGUGAGAGAGUCUACCGGAAACGAGUUACUCCCAGUUCCAGAAACACCAUCCACCAUGUCCCGACCUUCUACCCUAUCAUCGGUUGGGUCGAUCCCAGAUUUUCCGCUCCCGGCACAAGCAUCCCUCACGCCAUCACGAAGAAGCGUCAACCUUGGCCCGCCACCUUCUGCCCGACGAGGGGCUUCGUCAUUCUACUCCAACGCCUCGUUCGUCUCUCCGAUCCCCGAAGAGAGCCCACGAUCUCGCUCUCACUUGUCAUUUGCGUCGAGCGCUGCGAUGCCAGAUAACUGGGGCUCUCCGUCACCGGGGCCGAGCCCUGAUUAUCCAGAUCCAAUUUAUGGCGAAGCGAUUUCGGAGGAGCCGGGAUACGGAGACGAGGAUGCUGAGGAGAGCCGGCUGGUGAGGAACGCGAGCAUAGGCAAGAGAGCGAAACCGACCCUAGUAACGCAGGCCGCUAGUCGGGGGAUAGAGCCAGGGGACCGCGAGCAGCGGCCGGCGCCACAGCCUCUUCAAGGCCCGUUCAAAGAUGGGACGGGCUACUUGGAGAAUUCAAGCUCGUCUGGCACGAUCCCAAUAGCCGCAACGGUACCCAUCGGGUUGGCCAUGACCCCCGAUACCUUGCUCAACGCCUAUUCCUCAGCAAGCGCCGAUGAUCCGUCGCUUCCAUCAUCCCAGCGAGACACACCUUCGCCAAACUACAGUCACUUCUCGGCCAUACGGCGGCCCCCGCGCCUAGACAUGGAAGCAGUGCGCAAAGCCGAGGCUAGAGGAAGCCUGACGAGUCUGCCUGACCUCAUUCGCCGCGCAACGAGACUGGCGGCAAGUCUGGAGAAAGGCCGCCGGCCGGCGAGUCGGAUGAAUGAUUUCGACGGCCUUGACGGCCUCCCCGACUAUGACUACGAUGGGGAGAAGCACCAGUCGGGGCUCUCCGACAUGCUUGCGGCGUUCCCCCCUCCCGCGCAUCUAGCACCGGCCAACAGCAACGGCAACCGCCGCAGCUUCCGGGACAGCAUUCGAGAACAGGUCCAAUCGUGGCCUCUCCCCCUUAAUCUUAAUCGCACCCCCAAUACCUCGCAGGAGGCUGUCCCGACAAGCAACGCACGAUCCCUCGGAAAGGAGAAGAAACGCAGGUGUUGCGGCCUCCCCAAGUGGGCGCUCAUCUUGCUGGCGGUUAUCAUUUUGAUCGUGGUGGUGGCCGCGAUAGUGAUUCCUGUGCAGUUAUUGGUGGUCCGCAAGCAAGACAACAACAAACAAGCGGAGACUCUCCAACAGUGCCAGCAACAGCUCAAGUGCGCAAACGGAGGAACCAACACUUUCAACCAAGGUGUUUGUACGUGCGACUGCCCGAGUGGUUUCACGGGGCCGGACUGCACAGCGAACGACAACGUGGGCUGCGCAGCCUCCCCGCUCACCAACUCAGACGGUAACAACGUCGUGGUCGGCGACGCUAUCCCGCGUCUUAUCGACCAAGCCCAGACCAACUUCUCCAUCCCGCUGUCCACCUCCGACGUUCUCGCCAAACUGAGCCCUGAAAACCUCAGCUGCUCGGCCCAGAACGCGCUGGUCACCUUCGACGGCCGCGCUACCCGCGACGAGGAUUCCACCACCGCCAACGCCAACGCCAACGCUCUAGCCGCCCAAAGUAAUGAUGACCACGACGACGACACUCCCUCGCCCGACGCCAUCAACGACGCCGCUAUCGUCGACGGCGUCCUCUACACCACCAUCACCAUCGUCCUAGCGCCCUCGACAACCUUCACCCUCGGCCGGCCACAAGCCACCAACGACAACGACGGCACCUCCUUCUCCACCACUUUCACCAACGGCUUCGCCACCACCCUCUCCGUCUCCCACGGCAACUCACAGAAAUCAACAACAACAACAACUCGCCACCCCACCGCAACGAGCAUGGCCACAACAACCAUGACCGUCAGCGCCACAGGCACCAACAUGGGCGGGAUCGGUAACAACCCCCCCAACCCAUCCGCUACACCAUCCUCUGGCCUGGCCAUCGACGAGCAAGUCCUCGAUUUCGCGCGCGUGGCCGUGCUGUUUAUCCUGCAGGAGGAGAGCCUGAAUGAAGCGGAGACGGCGCAGAUGGCGCUGCAGCGGGUGUUUAGCAGCGGGGUCGGGAUUGGGGAGCAGGUGGCGAGGAAUGUGACGGUGGGUGGGGGGCGGUCGGUGGAUUUGGUGGAGUUUGUGAUUGAUUUGGGAGGGGAGAAGGGGAGGUGGAGGACCCUGGAUAAGGCGGAGGAGAAGAGGGUUGGGGAGGUGAUGAUGGCUUUGGCCGUGUCUGCUUCCCUACGAAAGGGGCAGUAG
This is a messenger RNA of Dichotomopilus funicola, 2733 nucleotides long. RefSeq lists its product as uncharacterized. Lineage: Eukaryota; Fungi; Ascomycota; Sordariomycetes; Sordariales; Chaetomiaceae. Bases 1 to 2733 code for a protein of 910 amino acids. The record is from RefSeq and is a predicted model, not a curated record. The transcript is spliced from 2 exons.